UCACGUCAGUGGUGUCCUCGUGUCAGUACUCAGUCUGUGUGUGGCAUAACGCGCGACGGAAGAAGCGGGCUAGCUUGUGUUUUAUUUCACAACUCCGGACUUUUUCCCCGCCAAGUAGUGCUAUUACCUAACAUCCAUCUAUAGGACACAUUGGAAUCCACUUUGACUACUACUGGAUUUAAUAUACUCUUAUAUCGAAGGGGGUUCCAUAGUCCUGCUGAACGGAGUACGUCCACAGCCUCGGGACCACGGAGGUCGAAACACAGCACAGUGGAGGAGCGAAAAGAGGACGGAAAGGAAAAGGGAGCGGAUAUUUUUUCUUUUUAUUUUAUUUUUUUGCUGCGGUGACUUUUGCGAAUGAAGGAUAUACAACGACCUAAGAGUGGAAUUUAAAAAUUAACAAAAGGGGGGCGAGGGAGGCAGUGGAGACAAAGGUAAAGGAGAAGCGAGAGCUUCGAUGCCGGGUGACUGAGCGCCUCGCAGCCGCGAACGGUACUUUGUCCGGGGCCGUCCCGUGCCACCCGUGGAAGGUUCUGGUGACUGGUGGUGAUUGGCUGCACUCGGAUUACUUGAGGAAAAACGCAGGAAAACAACGGGUUCCCUCGCGUGAAGGGCAGAUAUGUAUCCACAAGGCCGGCAUCCGGCGCCUCACCAGCCAGGGCAGCCUGGUUUCAAGUUCACCGUGGCAGAGUCUUGUGACAGAAUCAAAGACGAAUUUCAGUUCUUGCAGGCUCAGUAUCACAGUCUUAAAGUGGAAUACGACAAAUUGGCCAACGAAAAGACCGAAAUGCAGCGGCACUAUGUCAUGUACUACGAGAUGUCCUACGGGCUCAAUAUUGAGAUGCACAAACAGACUGAGAUUGCGAAACGUCUCAAUGCAAUCCUGGCUCAGAUAAUGCCAUUCUUGUCUCAAGAGCACCAACAGCAGGUUGCUCAAGCUGUUGAGCGAGCUAAACAGGUGACGAUGACCGAGCUGAAUGCUAUCAUCGGGGUACGUGGACUUCCCAAUCUGCCUCUCACUAAGCAGCAGCCGCCUCACUGUUUCUAUCCAACCUUCAUGCAGCAGCAGCUACAGGCCCAACACCUCUCCCACGCAGCGCACGGGCCACCUGUGCAGCUGCCCCCGCACCCAUCAGGUUUACAGGCACCCGGCAUCCCCCCUGUGACGGGUGCUGGCUCUGGUCUGCUUGCGCUUGGUGCUCUUGGCAGCCAGGCGCACCUGCCUGUAAAGGAUGAGAAGAACCAUCACGACCUGGAGCACAGAGAACGAGAGUCGAGCACGAAUAAUUCUGUGUCGCCAUCAGACAGCCUGCGGGCUGCAAGUGAAAAGCACCGCGGCUCAUCAGAUUAUGGCCUUGACCCCAAGAAACGUAAAGUGGACGAUAAGGACAGCAUGAACAGAUAUGAUAGUGACGGAGACAAGAGCGAUGACUUAGUGGUGGAUGUUUCCAACGAGGAUCCAGCCACCCCUCGCGUGAGCCCUGCUCACUCUCCUCCAGAGAACGGCCUGGAUAAAUCACGGGUUCUGAAGAAAGACGCUGCGCCCAAUAGCCCUGCCUCAGUGGCGUCCUCAGGAAGCACGCCAUCUUCCAAAGCAAAGGACCACGCCCAUAUGGCAAACGAUAAGUCAUCGACACCGAGCCUGAAGUCCAACACACCUACACCCAGAAACGAGGCCCCAACACCAGGAACAAGCACCACUCCUGGGUUGAGGCCUCUCACUAUGGGCAAACCGCCUGGCAUGGAGGCAUUAGCGGCUCCCGCCCUUCGCACCCCGCUGUCUAUUGCGGGUUCCUACGCCACCCCCUUUGCCAUGAUGGGCCAUCAUGAGAUGAAUGGAUCCCUGACCAGCCCGGGUGUCUAUCCUGGUCUGAUUUCACCUCAGAUGAGUGCAGCGGCUGCCGCCGCUGCUGCUUAUGGACGCUCGCCAAUUGCGGGGUUUGACCCUCAUCCCCACAUGAGAGCGCCAGGCCUGCCAACCAGCCUGCCUUCCAUUUCGGGAGGAAAACCGGCAUAUUCUUUUCACGUGAGUGCGGAUGGUCAGAUGCAGCCUGUGCCCUUCCCCCCAGACGCAUUGAUAGGCCCGGGCAUCCCGCGGCACGCUCGUCAGAUCAACACGUUGAGCCACGGGGAAGUUGUGUGCGCCGUCACCAUCAGCAACCCCACUCGUCACGUCUACACAGGUGGCAAGGGCUGCGUGAAGAUCUGGGACAUCAGCCAACCGGGCAGCAAGAGCCCCGUGUCCCAACUUGACUGUCUGAACAGGGACAAUUACAUCCGCUCCUGCAAGCUGUUGCCCGAUGGCCGCACCCUGAUCGUGGGCGGCGAAGCCAGCACGCUGACCAUUUGGGACCUGGCGUCACAGACGCCACGCAUCAAGGCGGAGCUUACCUCUUCUGCCCCAGCCUGCUACGCGCUGGCCAUCAGCCCCGACGCAAAGGUCUGCUUUUCCUGCUGCUCGGAUGGUAACAUCGCCGUGUGGGACCUCCAUAAUCAGACCCUCGUCAGGCAGUUCCAGGGCCACACGGAUGGAGCCAGCUGUAUCGACAUCUCGCAUGAUGGGACCAAGCUCUGGACCGGAGGCCUGGACAACACGGUCCGCUCCUGGGAUUUGAGAGAAGGGCGGCAGCUUCAGCAGCAUGACUUUACUUCACAAAUCUUCUCUUUAGGCUACUGUCCCACUGGAGAAUGGCUGGCUGUGGGCAUGGAGAGCAGCAAUGUGGAGGUGUUGCACCACACAAAGCCUGACAAGUACCAGCUACAUCUGCACGAAAGCUGUGUCCUCUCGCUCAAGUUUGCCUACUGUGGUAAAUGGUUCGUAAGCACGGGGAAGGACAAUCUGCUGAAUGCCUGGAGGACUCCCUAUGGCGCCAGCAUAUUCCAGUCCAAGGAGUCGUCGUCGGUCCUAAGCUGUGACAUCUCAGCGGACGACAAAUACAUCGUGACGGGUUCUGGUGACAAGAAGGCCACGGUCUAUGAGGUCAUCUACUAGAGACACUCUCACUCUACUUUCGCACUUCUACUGAGACUACUCUUGUCGCUGACCCUGCCAUCGAUCUGAAAAGUGGACCACAAGACUUUUAUCCACCCCUGACGACAUCCGCUCCAGGGAAGCUGAUUUUGACAGGGUGCCGCCCUUUUGUCGGAGGGUUUCACAUUUUUGCGUCUUAUUUUCUUUUGAAUUUCUUCUUUUUCAGCUAUUUGAGCAAAACCCACUGAAGCAGUGCUUCAGCCCUGAGAACCAUGGUCCACAAGUGUCUUGUGAAAAGUGUACAUAUUGGAUUAAAUACAAAGACAUUAUAUAUAUAUAUAUAUAUAUAUUAUAAAACUUAUAUAUAUUUUCAUGUCCUGGAUGUACUUGUGGUAUGGUUUUGGCCCUCACCGUCUUACUUCAUACGUGAGCGCAAAUCAUAGAUUAGAACUUUUGAACCGUAACUCACCUUCUUUGUUUCCUUGAAGCACAUUCUGUGGGUUGACCUUUUCAACAAGAUGCAGAGAAGCAGGACACCGUAAACUGGGACGUUGCGGAACAUUUGAAUGGCCUUUGUGCUCGGUGCUCUUGUGAGAUAAUGUCAUCUGAUCUACAUUGUGGAACCACGGACUCAGUUGUGCCACGGUAGGACCCAGUGAGAAAUGAAUCCCAAAAAAAAAAAGAAAAAAAGAGAAAGAAAAGAGACUGAGGGAGUUCAAUUGAUAGCCGAACCCUUGGACCUCAGUUGGCAGCAGAAGCACUGCAGCAGCCAUGAACUUAAUGACAAUGUGCUUUUAGCUAAUUCCACGUAACGAGGGAUGCAGAAUUGCACCAUUGUUUUCUUAACUUUUGGCUAAUGUCAAAAAGUUAAUUCGAAGCCAUUAGAAUCAGUCUGCCCCUUUUCUUUUGUCAAAUCUCAUUAAUAUUGCUCGAAUGUGUUUGGUCCAUCAUGCCUGGGAGGUUAUAGUCGUCUCUACCUUUCAGUCCUUGAGGAAAUGAUCAGUGCCUGUCCUUGAAGCUGCGGGAGGCAGAAAUACGUGAAAGACGAAAUCAAGUGUUUAUGUUGCCAUGAACGCUUAAGUGAAUCAGUCUGGUUUUUACACUGUGCUUCUGACAACGUCGGCCUUUCCUACAAAAAACAAAAAGGGGUGGCGGGAGGUGUGGGGGCAUUGCACUUCCCACGGCAUCACACCAAAGUAUGUAGCAAACGCUGUCAGCACUGUCAAGAAAUGUAUAGUUGUUAAUAAAUCAAUAAAACUUUUUUUUUA
Molecule: messenger RNA, 4239 nt
Organism: Hippocampus zosterae (dwarf seahorse)
Lineage: Eukaryota; Metazoa; Chordata; Actinopteri; Syngnathiformes; Syngnathidae
Product: transducin-like enhancer protein 3-B
Exons: 22
Coding region: 620-2992 (790 amino acids)
Biological process (GO): regulation of DNA-templated transcription; negative regulation of canonical Wnt signaling pathway
Cellular component (GO): nucleus; transcription regulator complex
Molecular function (GO): protein binding; transcription corepressor activity
Source: RefSeq, a predicted model, not a curated record